GCCCGCAGAAGCAGCAAAAGUCCGGGCUGAAAACUGAAAUUUUUGCAAUAAUAUUAGUAUAGUUAAAAAAAAAAAUUAGCCUCUUUAGUUCAAAGGUUGACAGCCCACCAUCUGGACUCUGAUUAGUCCAACAAAUAUCGAAGGGUUUUCAGAUAAUGCGUCGCCGUCGGAAGGCACUUUCCCAUGGGUCGACUCGAGCCCGACAACGGACGCUCGCACCUGACAACGGCUUGGACGGCCGGGGAGAACCCGGUGCGUAUGCCGGGGAAGAGUUGGAUAUCGUGAUGCCAGUGCCGAUGAGCCUCGAGCAAGUCAGUGUGGUAUGUUUUCAACCAGCUUCCCACAAAAAAUGUGACAGAAUAUUGUCGGGCACCAUACAACUCGAAAGUGGUCUGAAUUUAAACUCAAGAAUUGCAUCUGGAAUUUACAGGCCCCAACAUUCAGCAGGAAGCAGGACAACAAAUCAAGGGGUCACCAGACUACAGAGGUCCAACUCCACUGACGAGACACUUUCCAUGUCAUCGAGGACUUCAUCCACUCCUGCGAGGAGCGUGAAAUUACCAACUCUUACUAAAAACACCCCAAAAAGUAACAGCAGUAAAUCAGCCAUCAAGCCUUGUCGUAAAAACUUAGGCGGUACCAGUAGUGGUAAAACUACAAAGAGCCAGCCGAAUCGAACAAAAAAAGAGCUUGCCAAUAAUGUAGACUUGAAGCCGGGGUCGGCACAGCAGGGGAAUGUCUCUGGUAAGCCCCCAAAGAAACCAAGGAGUGUCCCUCUCCUGGCUGCCAUAACACCUGACAAUGUUGAGGAGGAGAAGGCUAAGUUUUUCAGCAGCAACUACUCCUACAAUCCACAGUUUACGUACAAGACUCCACCGUCUGCUAAAUGUCUCCAAAGACAUGGGAAGGCAUCCGACAAGCUGAUUCAAUCGGCUAUAAAAAUCUUCAAAGUCACCCUUGAAAGAUUUAAGACCUACAAGAAGUUUGAAACCUCAACGGGUGGGAGACCCAUCACGACCUCCCAGUUCACGUCAAUGUUCCACCAGUACCUAGCCCAGGAGGGUCUCGUCAACAAAGUGGCACUCAACCUCAGUGUAACGCUGGUGGCCAGGGCGUUGAUGACGAGAAUGAACGGCCGGCCGACGCUUAAUGUCAGACCGAAUAUCUUGAAGUCACAGUGGUCAGACGGUUUGUUGAGGCAUGAAAUAGGCACUCAUUAUAUCCGAAGCGCAAACAACUGCGAACACCCGUGGAGUUCAGCCAAGGUUCGAAGAAGUCAUCGAAUUGGUCCAGUCAAAGCAACAGAAGAAGGCAUCGCAAGUCUUCACAGCGUCUUACUCCGCAAGGAGCCUGUCUUGUUCCGCUCAGCGAUGUUGUACUACUCCACCUACACUGCCUCCAAGAUGUCUUUUGUCGGCUUGUUUGCCGAUUUGGGAGUGUACGUCGAGGAUCCCGACAUAAGAUGGGAGUAUUGCCUGAGAGCAAAGCGUGGUCAGGUCGACACGUCUAAACCAGGAUGUUUUAAGAAAGACCAAGUGUACUUGGAAGGUGCCUUAAAGGUUCUACGCUAUCGCCACGUCAUCGACUUCCACACCCUGUACAAACUCGGGAAAGUCGCUCUGGAAGAUGUGGAGAACCUAAAGGGUCAUGCGGACCUCGACUCUCCCAACCUGAAAAUCCCAACCUUUAUGGAAGACCUCAAGGAAUAUCGUAAAAGACUAGACUACAUCAUGCUGAAGAACGGGCUAAACGAUGAAGAAUUGGCUGUUCUUUAUCCAGAGGAGUCACCAUGUAAGGCAGUGGCUGUUACAUUGCCAGUGGAACGCGAAGAGAGUUGUGAUGUUUUGGAGGAGGCAGGGCUAAGUUCUGAUGCGGAUGAUAAUUCAGAAGUACAUUAGCCGAUGAGUUGCCAGUGAAUAAUUCAUUAGUAUAUUAGCCGAUGAAUUGCCAGUGGGUAUAAUCAAAGUGGAUCCACAUGGAUUUAGUUGACGACCCAUGCUGUACUUAGACUAAAUUGUGUAACCAAACGGGAUCCAGCAAGUUGUUUAUUACAAGUGGGAGGGAUAGGGGAUUGGUUUAGCUUCAUUUGAGCAAUUUGAAAUGCUUUAUGCCAUGGUCAGGCAUGCAACUGUAACUUCACUAAAGGAGAGGAAAUUUCAAAAUGUCAAUGAUUUUGUAUAGUAUUUAAAAAAUUGGUAUGGUAAAAUUGAGAUUACAAAAAGAGGAAAUCAGCUGAUCCUAGGAGAAGUUGCAUGCUUGCAUUGUUCUCCCCGUACAAGCUUGCACGUCCGACUGAUACACGCAAUUGGUGUGUCGGUACAUCCAACAAAAUAUAUAUGGAACUAUUUCAUGUAUAAUUUCACCAACAAAAAUCAAGAGAAGACCAAAGAAUGCUCUAGCUUGCACGGCAGUUUUUUUUUUUUUACCAAGACCAACACCAAGUAGAAACCAUUCCAAAGACCUUGCUCAAUUUAGCUAAACAUCAUAAAAUUUACGUUGUAGGUCUAGUGAAUGCCCCAGAAUUUUGCAAAAUAAAUUGUCAGGGCCAACCUAGACUUGUGGACAAGUCGUUAAUGGUCUUCCGCAGUGAG
Messenger RNA from Asterias rubens (European starfish), 2591 nucleotides. RefSeq lists its product as uncharacterized. Bases 156 to 1898 code for a protein of 580 amino acids. The transcript has 5 exons. The record is from RefSeq and is a predicted model, not a curated record. Lineage: Eukaryota; Metazoa; Echinodermata; Asteroidea; Forcipulatida; Asteriidae.